AUGGUCUCCACUCGUCUGAAAGCCAUCGCCAGAAGGAAUGUGGCGACCCAGACGGAGCUCCCGCCUAGGCACGCAGCUGUCCAGGAGUGCCUGAGCCUGCCGGAGGGCAGGGGAGAUCACACCUGCGUGCGGUGCGACCAGGAAAAAGACCAUCACCUUGAAAAAGAGGAGGUUCUUCACAAUCCUCUUCUUGACAGGCCUAGCUGCUCUUGGAACACAUUUGCUCUGUUGGGGAAACAAUCACAAGAAAUGCAACAGCUGAGAGAUGAGGUGGUGAGCCUGGCUGCAGAGAUUGGCUCUAUGAAGAAGGAAGUUCAGCAAAUAAAAGAGGCAAUGUCUGCAGUCACACAGAUGUCCGACUGGGCUCUGAAAAGUGCAGGGGCUGCCAUCAACCUGCAGAGAUCAUCCAGCAGCUCUGCAUGGCUCUGCAGGGUGUUUUGGUUCCUGUGUCCUCCACCCCUUCUGGAUACCUUUGUGCAGCCAGAUGCUUCCCCGGGAUACUGCUGGCCUUUCCAAGGGUCUCGGAGUGAGGUGCUAAUCCAGUUGCCCACACAAAUACGACCAAUGGCCGUCACCAUACAGCACACCUCAAAGAUAGACUCUCUGCUGGGGCCUGUCAGUAGCGCCCCCCGAGAUUUCACAGUCUCUGGACUGGAUGAAGAAGGAGAGGACGAAGCUCUGCUGGGGACAUUCACCUACACUGUGCAGAAAAAGCCAACCCAGACUUUCCUUCUGCAGAAUGGGAUCCCCAGAGCCUUUCGGUUUUUGAAGCUUGUCAUACAGAGCAACUGGGGAAAACCAGGAUACACCUGCAUUUAUCGAGUGCAAGUGCAUGGGAAGAUCGUGGGAAUGAAUGCCAUCGGCCAGACACAUGUGGAGACCCUCCCUCAAUAA
Molecule: messenger RNA, 894 nt
Organism: Gavia stellata (red-throated loon)
Lineage: Eukaryota; Metazoa; Chordata; Aves; Gaviiformes; Gaviidae
Product: sperm-associated antigen 4 protein-like
Exons: 8
Coding region: 1-894 (297 amino acids)
Biological process (GO): nuclear envelope organization
Cellular component (GO): meiotic nuclear membrane microtubule tethering complex; nuclear envelope
Molecular function (GO): protein-membrane adaptor activity
Source: RefSeq, a predicted model, not a curated record